AUGAAGACAAAAGGGGAGAGGGAUUUCAAAGAUGAGGAUUAUAAUUACACUCAACAACAGCCUAAACUCAAUUUCUACACUCAACAACAGCCUAAACUCAACGUCUACACUCAACAACAGCCUAAAUUCAAUUUCUACACUCAACAACAGUCUAAACUGAAUGUCUACACUCAACAACAGUCUAAACUUAAUCCUAAUCUUAAUGUCUACACUCAACAACAGCCUAAACUCAAUUUCUACACUCAACAACUGUCAAAACUUAAUGUCUACACUCAACAACAGUCUAAACUUAAUGUCUACACUCAACAACAGCCUAAACUCAAUUUCUACACUCAACAACUGUCAAAACUUAAUGUCUACACUCAACAACAGCCUAAACUUAAUGUCUACACUCAACAACAGCCUAAACUCAAUUUCUACACUCAACAACAGUCAAAACUCAAUUUCUACACUCAACAACAGCCUAAACUCAAUUUCUACACUCAACAACAGUCUAAACUCAAUGUCUACACUCAACAACAAUCUAAACUUAUUGUUUACACUCAACAACAGCCUAAACUCAAUUUCUACACUCAACAACAGUUUAAACUCAAUUUCUACACUCAACAACAGCCUAAACUCAAUUUCUACACUCAACAACAGUCUAAACUCAAUUUCUACACUCAACAACAGUCUAAACUCAAUUUCUACACUCAACAACAGCCUAAACUCAAUUUCUACACUCAACAACAGUCUAAACUCAAUGUCUACACUCAACAACAGUCUAAACUUAUUGUCUACAUUCAACAACAGCCUAAACUCAAUUUCUACACUCAACAACAGCCUAAACUCAAUUUCUACACUCAACAACAGUCUAAACUCAAUUUCUACACUCAACAACAGUCUAAACUCAAUUUCUACACUCAACAACAGUCUAAACUAAAUUUCUACACUCAACAACAGUCUAAACUCAAUGUCUACACUCAACAACAGCCUAAACUCAAUUUCUACACUCAACAACAGUCAAAACUCAAUUUCUACACUCAACAACAGCCUAAACUCAAUUUCUACACUCAACAACAGUCUAAACUCAAUUUCUACACUUAA
Molecule: messenger RNA, 1086 nt
Organism: Biomphalaria glabrata
Lineage: Eukaryota; Metazoa; Mollusca; Gastropoda; Planorbidae
Product: transcription factor kayak-like
Exons: 2
Coding region: 1-1086 (361 amino acids)
Source: RefSeq, a predicted model, not a curated record